CCUGUACUAUGAUAUGAGCAUUUGGAACGCCAUUGUGGACGCUAUUGUAAUGAAAAUAUUCCGUGGAGUGGAACCAACUGAGAGCGCCCUCAAGAACUUCAAAAAGAACUUCAAUGUCUUGAAUGACUUCAUUGGAAACAACAAAUAUGUUGCGGGAAAUGAGUUGACAAUCGCCGACCUCUCAUAUUUAGCUACCAUUUCAACCCUUGCUAUCAAUGACUACAAAGAUUUGGAUGAAUUCCCAAAUGUGAAGAACUGGUUCUUCAGAGUGCAGAAGGAAUUGCCGUAUUUUGAUGACGUGAACGGAAAAGUACCCGAACUCUGGAAACAACACUCCUCUGCUAACAAGUAAUUCAUCGAUGGAUACAACAAAUAAGACUACAAUUUAUUAAUAA
This is a messenger RNA of Oppiella nova, 395 nucleotides long. The record is from the annotation of a GenBank genome assembly. NCBI's taxonomy places the organism in Eukaryota, Metazoa, Arthropoda, Arachnida, Sarcoptiformes, Oppiidae.